This is a messenger RNA of Eublepharis macularius, 711 nucleotides long. It is a transcript of the gene BTG4, whose product is annotated as BTG anti-proliferation factor 4. The coding region runs from base 1 to 711 and encodes 236 amino acids. Gene Ontology annotation, biological process: negative regulation of mitotic cell cycle; negative regulation of cell population proliferation. Lineage: Eukaryota; Metazoa; Chordata; Lepidosauria; Squamata; Eublepharidae. The record is from RefSeq and is a predicted model, not a curated record. Gene Ontology annotation, cellular component: cytoplasm; nucleus. The transcript is spliced from 4 exons.
AUGAAAGAUGAAAUUGCUGUUUCGGUGUUCUUCAUCAUGCGACUGGUGAAGAAGCACGGCCAGCUGAGCAGACACCAAACUGAGAAGUUUGCAUCCAAGCUGAUGAUGAUUUUGUUUGAGAAAUACAAGAACCACUGGUACCUGGACAACCCCUCCAGAGGGCAAGCCUUCAGGUGUAUCAGGAUAAACCGAUUUCACACAAGAGAUCCUCUACUGGAACAGGCCUGUUUGGAGAGCAACGUGGAUUUUGGUAGGCUCGGCUUGCCGAAGGAGCUGACCAUCUGGGUGGAUCCCUUUGAUGUGUGCUGCAGGUAUGGUGAGAAGAACCCUCCUUUCACGGUUGCCCACUUUGAAGGCAGCGGAGAGGAUCAGGACCUCCCUCAACGCAUCAGCCAGGCUGUGGAUAAGGCACUGGCGUCCGAUGACCACUCUGGCUCCUCCUCCGAAGAGGAGAGCUCCUCAAAGGAGCCCAAAAGCAUCCCCACAGUGAGCAACCCCAACAGCGUCUACCAGUGCAGUGACUAUUGCAAGCAGCCCUUCCAGCUUUGGGCCCAGUAUUCUCGACGAAAGGUGCAUGCCACUGACGGUCUUGUCCAGCUCCCUGCCAGUGGAUACUACCUUCAAUACAAGACGUACAAGUCCUAUCGGCCAUCAGCAGCUUUCACUGGUCCCCGUGUCGACCGAUACCACUGGGUCAAUACCAACCGAUAG